Molecule: messenger RNA, 1971 nt
Organism: Lodderomyces elongisporus
Lineage: Eukaryota; Fungi; Ascomycota; Pichiomycetes; Serinales; Debaryomycetaceae
Gene: EXO70
Product: GTP-Rho binding exocyst subunit
Exons: 1
Coding region: 1-1971 (656 amino acids)
Biological process (GO): exocytosis
Cellular component (GO): exocyst
Molecular function (GO): phosphatidylinositol-4,5-bisphosphate binding
Source: RefSeq, a predicted model, not a curated record
AUGACGUACAGGGUGGACGUUGAUGAGGCGGAUAUUACAGUUCUCAAUCAGAACUUGAUCAAGUCCAAAGAGCUAUUUGAUAGCAUCAACAAAUCAUUACAAACAAUCUCGUUGAAAACACAAACAGCUCAUUCCACGAUGAAGCCGGUCUUGACCCAGGUCAACAAACUCACAGCGGCACAAAAAGAUAUUGAUGGCGGAUUGAGUUUGCUAUCGGAGGUGCAGGAAGCUUCGUCACAGAUUAGUAAAUUGGAAAACACAUUGAACAACAGUAUUGAAUAUAUUGGACUCCAUCAAUAUACAAACACAUUAAAACAAUCACAGGUCUUUAUGGUUGAAAUUCGGCAAAAAUUCAAGCAGUUCAAAGGGAUUAUCAAUAAUUUUGAAAUUCUGUUAAAUAGAGCCGACCAGAAAUUGAGAAACUAUGUUGAUCUGAUUUUGAAUUUGGAUUCCAAUGCCUUGAUUUCCAAAAAGGAUGAAGUGAAGGCAAUAUUUGAAUAUUUUAACAGACAGGGCAAUGAUAAAAAAGUUGUUAGCAUGUACAUUACGAAACGUGGAACCCAAUUAGCAGCAAUGAUCAAGGCUGCUGAAAGAGAAUUGCAACCAACGCGUAUUGAUACUCCAUAUGAAAAGAUGCAGUUUAAAUAUAAUAAAUUCACCGAAGUUGUGGACCAGGCAUUGCAUAAUGAAUACUCGGUGUUGAAACAGUGUCUGUUGUCUACCCUGUUUAUAAACCCUAUUCUGGAGUAUGCAAUUACCGAGUAUAAUCAAACCAUAAUAUCCUUAUCGCAACAACUACAAAGUCAGCAACAAGUGACGGCCCAAGAAAAUACUCGAAAUAAAUCUAUUUUUGUAACUCUUGAAGUUCUUGACAACUUGCUACUUUUAGAAUCUUCAUUGAAGCUGCUUCAGGUCAAAAGUGUUGGGUUCGAUCGAAGCUUAAGAAGUUUCCUUGAGCUUGGUUCCGAGAUUUUCCCCAAGUUUUAUAGAGAAGUUGAUGCAAAAUGUUCAAGCUUGCCGCAGUAUACUGAAAGCAACACAUCCCAAAUGACUGUGGAAAUAGCUAGUGUUAUGCGUCGAAUGUCUGAGUUUAGGCAGCCAUUGCUCGAGUCAAUAUCGAUGCUAUCACAAAGUGACUGGAAAUCCGAACAAUAUAAUACGGCUACUUAUACGAAACCCCACUCCAAAAACUCUACAACGUCAACUAUUAAUGAUACAAAUUCAACAACUCCUGAAUCAUUGUUGUCUCUUUAUUUUACAGACAUUAUUGAGCGUAUAAUGCUUGAUCUCCAAGAUGGUCUAGCCAAUGGCUCUAAGCACCCAACGCCCGCAUUAUCCACUUCGUACCCCUCAUCCACUGGUGAAAAUAAUAAUCAGAAAAUGAAGAGACCCGCGCAAGCGUUUAUUCUUUUGAAGAAUUUGUUUUAUAUUGAGAAUUUUGUCAAUCGUUCUGAAUUGUACAAUGUUUUAGGCAGCAAAGGACAAGAUAAGAUUAAACAGUUGCGGGAAAGAUUUACAAAGAUAUUUCUUGAAGAUUGGAGUUUUGCGUCAUUUUCUAUUAUUCAGGGGAUGUCAGAUGUGGCAAAGCUUUCGGGACAAGUGACUUUUACAAACAUUGAAGCACCAACAGCAGGUGCUAGUACUAAUAACUAUGCAUCUGCAAAUACUUCAAUGGCAUCUACCAGUAUGAGCAAUACCAAUAAUCUUUCUUCAAAGGAAAAAGAGCAAAUUAAGGAGUUGUUCAAAAAGUUUAACCAAGCCUUUGAGGAUGCCUUGAGUCUUUACCAAACAUUUCAUUUUGGUGAGCCAACUUUCCAGAAGCAAAUGGCUAAUGAGGUGAAGAAGAUGGUUUUGAAUGCAUAUUUUAAGUUGUAUGACAAGUAUGGAAAUGCUGAUUUUACAAGGAAUAGGUCCAAAUAUGUCAAGUGGAACAGGCAAGAGUUUGAAAAGCUAUUGAAUGACAAGUUGUAA